GCGAGUGCGCUUGCGCCUGGAGGGAGGCCCGGCGGCGGCCAGACGUGGCCCUGCGCUGGCGGUGCGCUCUCCUCUCGUGGGGCGCGGGGCGCGCGGCUCGGGGUCCCGGUGGCGGCGGGCCCAGGUGCCUGCUCUGGGAGAGGGGCGGCAGCGAGGGAGACAUGGCCCAGAGGCUGCUGUCUGCCCGGGCUCAGGGGUCUGUAGCAUUCGGGGACGUGGCCGUGUUCUUCAGCCAGGAUGAGUGGUUGCACCUGGACUCUGCCCAGCGCCGCUUGUACCGGGAGGUGAUGCUGGAGAACUACAGCAACCUGCUGUCAGUUGGGAUCCUGUUCUCCAAGCCAAAGGUCAUCUCCCAGUUAGAACAAGCUGAUCCGUGGCUGGUGAAAAAGGAAGUGCCUCAUGGUACCUGUGCAGGAUGGGACAGCUUCUUUGAAGCCACAGUUUCAGAAGAAACAAAUCAGGAAGUCAUGAAAAAAGCCACAAAUGGUCCUUUAGACUUUGUGUCCUGCACACAUGACAGCUGGCUAGAGCAGCAACAAGGCAAGAAGAACAACCUUUUCAGGGAAGCAUCAGCUACCCUCAAGAAAGCUCACACAAAGGAGAGGAGCUUUAAUGGGCUCGAGCCUGGGAAGAAUCUUGAUCUGAAGUCCUCACUUACCAGGAAGCCCGGAGCUGCUUCCCGAAGAAGGAAACCCAGUGCCCAGCAGCACUCAGUUCUCGUGAAACAGCUGCGAGUUAACACCGUGCAUAAAUGCUACAAGUGCAACAUCUGUGGCAAGGUCUUCCUCCACAGUUCUUCCUUGAGCAAGCACCAAAGACUCCACACCGGAGAGAAGCUCUAUAAGUGUAAAGAAUGCAGGAAAGCCUUUAGCCAGAGCUCUUCCCUGACCCAGCACCUACGAGUGCACACCGGGGAGAAGCCUUACAUCUGCCGCGAGUGUGGGAAGGCCUUCAGUUUCACCACGUCUCUAAUCGGGCACCAGCGGAUGCACACCGGAGAGAGGCCCUACAAGUGUAAGGAGUGCGGGAAGACGUUUAAAGGUAGCUCAUCCCUGAAUAACCACUGGCGGAUCCACACCGGAGAAAAGCCCUAUAAGUGUAACGAAUGCGGGAGGGCCUUCAGUCAGUGCUCGUCUCUCAUCCAGCAUCACAGGAUUCACACCGGAGAGAAGCCCUAUGAGUGCGGGCAAUGCGGGAAAGCCUUCACCUCCAUUUCGCGGCUCAGCCGACACCACCGCAUCCACACGGGAGAGAAGCCCUUUCACUGUCGCGAGUGUGGCAAGGUGUUCAGUUACCACUCGGCCCUCAUCAUCCACCAGAGGACGCACACUGGAGAGAAACCGUAUGCCUGCAAGGAGUGUGGCAAAGCCUUUAGCCAAAGCUCAGCACUCGUGCAACAUCAAAGAAUCCACACUGGGGAAAAGCCCUACACGUGCGACAAAUGUGGGAAGGCCUUCUCCUGGAUUUCCCGGCUCAAUAUCCAUCACAGGACUCACACAGGCGAGAAACCUUAUCAUUGCAAAGAAUGUGGGAAAGCUUUCAGUUCCCACUCAGCAGUGAAUACUCACCGCAAAAUUCAUACUGGGGAGAAACCUUACAAAUGCAAUGACUGUGAGAAAGCCUUCAACCAAAGCUCAGCUCUGAUUCAGCACCAGAGGAUCCAUACCGGGGAGAAACCUUUCCACUGCAAGGUGUGCGGCAAGGCCUUCCGGCAGAGCUCCUCGCUCAUGACACACACGAGAAUCCACACGGGGGAGAGGCCUUACAAGUGCCAGGAGUGCGGCAAGGCAUUCAGUCAGAGCUCGUCUCUGGCUAACCACCAGCGGACUCACAGCCGAGAAGACGUGUGAGUCCAGUGCAUAUGGAGAUGUUCCAGCUGAAACUCAGCCCGUACAAGGAUGUAGGAUGCACCCUGAGGAAGCAGCGACGCAGAGGAGGAGGCUGGGGGCGAGCCCUUAGAAGUGUGAGGCUUCCUGACGAAUGUAUAAUGCCUUGUUGUAUGUGCUUAACUUCUUGCCGACUGCAGACUCCAGAAUGUGUGAGCCCGGAGGGUCGGGAUUCUCUUCCUUGCUGGUGAUGUUUGCUAACGGCCCCAGCGUUCACGCUUCACUAGGAAGCUGCUGAGUUAUCCAAGCUUUGAGAAAUCCAGGAAUCCAUUUUGAAGCUCCAUGCAAGUAUUCUGCAAGCCAGUGACACAAGAAAGAAUGUUUUUGGAAAAGAAAUGGUACAUAGGUGACCUAUAGCUACCUCACUGUCACUAAAAAAAAAGGAAUAUUUUUUAAUAAGCUGAAAGCAGGUUCUGUACUUGUUUGCUGUUAUGACAUUUGGGUUGUUUCUCUGCCUUCUGUGCCAUUCACUAUAGAAGAAAAUCACCCUGUCACUAGGAAGGGUGCUGUGCUUUGACUUUUCUUCUUAACUACCUGAUCUAAAUUUUACAGUCAUCUUUCAGUCACAAAGUACAUGGCAUUUCACUUGUCUUUCCACAA
Ochotona princeps (American pika) is the source of this 2486-nucleotide messenger RNA. It is a transcript of the gene ZNF879, whose product is annotated as zinc finger protein 879. Gene Ontology annotation, biological process: negative regulation of transcription by RNA polymerase II. The transcript is spliced from 5 exons. The record is from RefSeq and is a predicted model, not a curated record. The coding region runs from base 162 to 1850 and encodes 562 amino acids. NCBI's taxonomy places the organism in Eukaryota, Metazoa, Chordata, Mammalia, Lagomorpha, Ochotonidae. Gene Ontology annotation, molecular function: DNA-binding transcription repressor activity, RNA polymerase II-specific.